This is a messenger RNA of Epithele typhae, 1845 nucleotides long. RefSeq lists its product as uncharacterized. Gene Ontology annotation, cellular component: P-body. Gene Ontology annotation, molecular function: protein binding; mRNA binding; translation repressor activity. Bases 1 to 1845 code for a protein of 614 amino acids. NCBI's taxonomy places the organism in Eukaryota, Fungi, Basidiomycota, Agaricomycetes, Polyporales, Epitheliaceae. Gene Ontology annotation, biological process: regulation of mRNA stability; nuclear-transcribed mRNA poly(A) tail shortening. The record is from RefSeq and is a predicted model, not a curated record. The transcript has 6 exons.
AUGUCCAGUCUCGCUCCCCCCAGCCCUAGCGUGUCCCCCGCCCCGAGCGGCGGCAGGUCUCCCAGCUACCGUGCCUCCAUGGGUCCCACCUCUGCUCGCGGCGGGCCUCAGGGCCUGCCCCCCGCUUCCCCCCGUCCGAACGGAGCUCGUCCCACCAGCGAGCUCCUGGGCGGCGCAGGCAUGUUCCAAACUCCCGAGGCGGAAGCUAUCGACCAGUGGUUUGAGACUUUCCAGAACUAUGAGGCGACGCUGGAAGAAAUGGCUGCUGCCUCUCUUGACGUCAAUUUCAAGGAAGAACUGAGUGCCAUCGAGCAAUGGUUCAAGGUCCUUUCCGAAGCCGAGCGCACAGCCGCUCUUUACAGUCUUUUGCAACAUUCUACUCAAGUUCAGAUUCGCUUCUUCAUCACCGUCCUUCAGCAAAUGGCUAGAUCCGACCCCAUGACUGCCCUCCUUUCUCCUGCCGUUGGAGGUUCCAUGCAGAGCCAGAUGGAGGCUAAGCUAGCCAGCAUGAGCCUCAAGUCUCCGGGGCUCAAGUCCAACCUGCCUGCUUCGCCCACUGCUCGCAACUUCUCUGGCAGUGGCAUGGGUGCCUCUUUCCUCUCGCCGGAGUCUGCGAACAACACCUCCGGCGCCGACCCCGCUGCUACUCUUGCCCAUCAGCGCGCCAAGCUCAAGGCAAGCAACGCCGCUCACCGCAUUUCUGCCCCUGUCCUUUCGACCACCAUCGGCGCUGACCGCAACACGUGGGGCACCGGCUCGAACCAGCUCGGCCAGGUCGACGAGCGUGCCCCAUCGCCCGGCGGUCAGGAGAUCACCAUCCCGUCGUCCAACCCCGCUUCGCGCCCCAAGAGCACCGACUUCUCCGGCCUCGCGAACGCCCUGAAGUCCCCUCGCGUUGGUGAUGACAUCGGUGACCAGCUGUCUCCCAUGCCGGGUGGCAGCUGGGCGAGCAUGGACACUCGCAACCCGAGCCAGAGCCUCGAUGCUGCGGCGCAGAAGCUCAACGACUGGAACGGCGGAAACAGCGGCGCCGUCCCUCUGAUGUCGGACCCUCCCAAGAGGCUCAACCGUCUCUCCAAGGGCGCUCCGGGAAACGACGUCGAGGAGCACCAACACCAAAACGGCGGCGGCCAGCGCAAUGUCUCGGGCGGCUUCCGCAACAAUGGCAACUUGAGCGCGUUCGGUGGCCAGGCCGGCUGGGGCGGCGCACGUAGCCCCGCCCUCUCAAACACGUCGGGUCGCUACAGCGACGACGGCAGCAUGAACGGUCUCGGCAUGAACGGCUUCGCUAUGGGCAUGGGCAACCCUGCCCUCGCCGGUCUGCAGGGUGGAGGCGGCUUCAAUAUGGCGGCGCUUGCUGCGGCGGGCAUGGCGCCCGUCAGUCCCUUCAACAGCAUGUUCAACAUGUCGAACCUCGCCGCGAUGGGACUCUCUCCGGAGCAGAUGAUCGCGAUGCAGAUGGCGGCGGCUGGCCAGCUUGGGCAGCUCGGUCAGGCCGGCUUCAACCCGAUGGGCAUGCUCGGGGGACAGAACAACAUGCGCGGGAAUCGCGGCGUCGGCAACCGAGACAGGAACACCAAGUCUCCCGGGCAGCGGGAGAAGAAAGACGAUGAGGACGUCGACCCGAAGCUGCUCGAGGACAUCCCGGCGUGGCUCCGGAGCCUGCGCCUGCACAAGUACACGCCCAACUUCGAGAACGUCGACUGGCGUGACAUGGUCAUGAUGGACGAGGCCCAGCUCGAGGCGAAGGGCGUCGCGGCCCUGGGGGCGAGGCGGAAGAUGCUCAAGACGUUCGAGGUCGUGCGCAAGAAGAUGGGCCUGGAUGAUUCGGCGGGCUCUGCCUAA